GUCGACGUCAGCGCUGCAUUAGCCUUACGCAACCUACAGCAGCUAUGCUGCAACCAGCGCUCGCCUCCCGCAUGCUGCUUGCGCUACGCGCUUCGGCAUCUCCAUUCGCGCUUGCGCAACACUCUUCCUCGCUCGCAGCUGGCCAACGACUAGGCGCCAGCGUCGCGUCCAUGUCCUCCAACGCGACGCCUCCUCCUGACGCCAACCGGAUGGGCACGGCGGACCUGACUGAUAAGUACCUGCCCGACCCCGUUGACAAGGUGUGCCAUCGCCAAAUUCAAGUGGUCUCGCCUACCGCGGGCUUCAGGGACUUCGGCGGCAAGCUGCGCUUCAGCGGGCAGGUGUCCACUGUGCGCUGCUACGAGAACAACCCGCUCGUGCGCAAGGCGCUGGAGGAGCCGGGCAUGGGCCGUGUACUGGUGGUGGACGGCGGAGCCUCCAUGCGCUGCGCGCUGCUUGGCGACAUGCUGGCGGAGAGCGGCGUCAAGAACGGCUGGGCCGGCAUCAUCGUCAACGGCUGCAUCCGCGACUCGGCUGACAUCGCCAAGAUGGCCCUGGGCGUGAAAGCGCUGGGCACGCACCCGCUCAAGUCCAGCAAGCGAGACCCCGGCCUGCGGGAUGUGCUGGUGGCCUUUGGCGGCGUGGCCAUUGCCCCCGGCGACUGGGUGUAUGCCGACGCCGACGGCAUCCUAGUGUCCAAGGAGCAGCUCACACUAUGAUGUUGAUGAUGAUGUUGAUGGUGAUGAUAAUGAUGAUCCGCUGAUUGGGCGGCCGCUCACCGGUUUUAGGGGAGGUUGACAAUCAAGUUGAUUGACCCGCUACUGAACAUCUGCUGUUGCCGACCCGUCCCGAGGUGUAAGUAGGUUGCAAAGCGUUUGUGUUUGGGGUGCCUGCAUGCACGAGUUGCAUGCAUACAUGCCUGCAUGGUGAGUGCGAGCUGCAGCUCCGCGGGUGAAAGCGGUGGGGGGACUGACGCGCUCGAGACACUGGUGCUGCGAGCGUAGGACAAGGAGGAGGAGGAAAAGGAGAAGGGGGAGGGGCUGGGGGAUGAAGCAGUUUCGGGAUGGUGUUGAGGCUCAGUGCUGCUGCUGAGAGUUGCAGCCAUAUGAGCAUAAGGGGCGUGUGUGAGAGGCGGUGUGUGGCCCAGGGGUGCGGCAAGGACCUGGCGAGUGAUGUCAUGCAUGAGGAGAGACGACUCGGCAGUUGCUCGGCUUGGCAUAGCUCAUUCCGGUAUGUAUGAAGGCUACGAGGAAAGAGCAACACGCACGCGACGCGGCCAAAUGCAUGACAUCGCGCUGGCGAUCAGGUCCGCUGACGUGCAGACAGCCUUGUUAACACUUGGAAUACAAC
This is a messenger RNA of Chlamydomonas reinhardtii, 1350 nucleotides long. RefSeq lists its product as uncharacterized. Lineage: Eukaryota; Viridiplantae; Chlorophyta; Chlorophyceae; Chlamydomonadales; Chlamydomonadaceae. Gene Ontology annotation, molecular function: ribonuclease inhibitor activity. The transcript is spliced from 5 exons. Bases 171 to 719 code for a protein of 182 amino acids. Gene Ontology annotation, biological process: regulation of RNA metabolic process. The record is from RefSeq and is a predicted model, not a curated record.